This is a messenger RNA of Thalassophryne amazonica, 2448 nucleotides long. Its product is annotated as extracellular calcium-sensing receptor-like. The record is from RefSeq and is a predicted model, not a curated record. Lineage: Eukaryota; Metazoa; Chordata; Actinopteri; Batrachoidiformes; Batrachoididae. Gene Ontology annotation, biological process: G protein-coupled receptor signaling pathway. The coding region runs from base 16 to 2448 and encodes 810 amino acids. Gene Ontology annotation, molecular function: G protein-coupled receptor activity. The transcript has 6 exons. Gene Ontology annotation, cellular component: membrane.
AAGGCUCCUUUCUGUAUGAUGCUUGGGACUCCAAAAAAACCAUUGCUUUUUAAAGAGGGCGAUGUCACCAUUGGGGGAGCCUUUUCCAUCCACAGCAAAAUCACACAACCUGCACUUUCCUUUACAGACAAACCAACAUAUUUUAAAUGUUCCAGUGUAAACCUCAGGGAGUUUCGAUUUGCCCAGACAAUGAUCUUUGCUAUUGAGGAGGUCAACAGAAGUGACUUUCUUCUUCCCAAUGUGUCUAUUGGAUACCGGAUUUACGACAACUGUGGCUCAACACUGUCUUCAAUGCAUGCUGCUAUGGCCCUAUUGAAUGGUGAUGAACGGACUGGAGGAACAAAGUGCUCUGGUCAGUCAGCUGUGCAUGCAAUUAUUGGAGAGUCUGAGUCCUCAUCAACCAUUGUGCUGUCUCGUACUACUGGACCAUUCAAAAUACCAGUGAUCAGUCAUUCAGCUACCUGUGAGUGUUUGAGCAACAAGAGGGAUUAUCCUUUUUUCUUUCGAACCAUUGCCAGUGAUCUCUACCAAAGUCGAGCUCUUGCACAGCUGGUCAAAUAUUUUGGCUGGAACUGGGUGGGGGCAGUCAACAGUGACAGUGACUAUGGCAAUAAUGGUAUGGCCAUCUUUCUAGCCACAGCGCAGGAGGAAGGAGUGUGUGUGGAGUAUAGAGAAAAGUUUCACAGGUCAGAACCAGAAAAAUUGUCAAAGGUGGUAGAAGUCAUACGUAAGAGCACAGCCCGGGUUAUUGUUGGGUUCCUGGCCCACGUGGAAAUGAACCACCUCCUGGAGCAGCUGAUACUGCACAACAUCACAGGCCGACAGUUCAUUGGUGUUGAGGCAUGGAUCACUGCAGACAGCCUUGUAACUCCCUCCAGCUUCAGUGUAUUGGGAGGCUCACUGGGCUUCGCUGUACAAAAAGCCAAUAUUACUGACCUGAAUAAGUUUUUAAUUAAGGACUUUUGGGAGAAAGAAUUCAACUGCAAUGAAAUGAACCCUGACAGAGCAGCAACUGUCCUUUGUGAAGAACUCCUGGAUCUUGUUGAGCUAAAAUAUUCAGAUGAUGAUAUGGCUGAACUGAGAUACUCCAGUAACAUUUACAAAGCGAUCUAUGCUGUGGCCCAUUCUUUGCACAGUACACUGAACUGCUCAAACAAUGAAGCCUGCAACAAAAGUAUGAAAAUUACACCCUGGCAGGUAGUGGAGUCUCUGAAAAAUGUGAAUUUUACCAUUAAAACUGGGGAUACAGUGUGGUUUGAUCACUCUGGUGCAGCUGUGGCUCGCUAUGAACUGGUGAACUGGCAGCGUGGAUCAGAUGGCUUGGUGAAGUUUAAACCUGUCGGGUACUAUGAUGCCGCCUUGCCUCCUGAUCAGAGGUUCAUCUUGCAUUCCGAAGCAAUAAUGUGGCCUGGAGGAAGCACAGAGUUGCCGGUGUCAGUGUGCAGUCAAAGUUGCAAACCAGGAACUCAUAAGGUUCCUCAGAAAGGAAAGCCUGGCUGUUGUUAUGACUGUGUGCAGUGUGCAGAAGGGAAAUUCAGCAAUACCACAGACUCUCACAGCUGCACAAAGUGUCCUGAAGAAUUCUGGUCCAAUCAUAAGAGAGAUGCAUGCAUUCUGAAAAUUCUUGAAUUCCUCUCCUUCACUGAAGAUAUGGGGAAAAUACUGAUGUUUUUCACUUUGCUUGGUGUCUUACUGACUUUCCUUGUGGCUGCUCUGUUCCUGAUCAAAAAGGACACUCCUUUAGUUAAGGCAAAUAACUCUGAGCUGAGCUUCCUCCUGCUCUUCUCCUUGUCUCUCUGUUUCUUGUGUUCUCUGACCUUCAUAGGCCGGCCCUCUGAGUGGUCCUGCAUGCUGCGACACACAGCAUUCGGGAUCACCUUUGUCCUUUGUAUUUCUUGUCUUCUGGGAAAAACGAUGGUGGUGUUAAUGGCCUUCAGAGCCACACUUCCAGGUAGCAAAGUCAUGAAAUGGUUUGGACCUGCACAGCAAAGACUCAGUGUUCUGGCUUUCACUCUGAUACAGGUUGUGAUUUCCAUCCUUUGGCUAACAAUAAACCCACCAUUUCCAUCCAAAAACAUGGUAUACUAUAAGGAGAAGAUUAUUCUUGAGUGUGCUGUGGGGUCACCUGUGGGUUUCUGGGCUGUGUUAGGAUACAUAGGACUUCUUGCUGUGUUGUGCUUUGUUCUUGCAUUUUUGGCUAGAAAAUUACCUGAUAAUUUUAAUGAAGCUAAAUUUAUUACUUUCAGCAUGUUGAUCUUCUGUGCAGUCUGGGUUACAUUUAUACCAUCAUAUGUCAGCUCUCCUGGGAAGUUCACGGUAGCUGUGGAAAUAUUUGCAAUUCUAGCCUCCAGUUAUGGGGUACUUUUCUGCAUUUUUGCUCCAAAGUGCUUUAUUAUUAUACUGAAGCCUGAACUAAACACAAAGAAACAUUUAAUGGGUAAAACAUGA